Laccaria bicolor S238N-H82 is the source of this 689-nucleotide messenger RNA. RefSeq lists its product as uncharacterized. The record is from RefSeq and is a predicted model, not a curated record. Bases 1 to 609 code for a protein of 202 amino acids. Gene Ontology annotation, cellular component: endoplasmic reticulum. Lineage: Eukaryota; Fungi; Basidiomycota; Agaricomycetes; Agaricales; Hydnangiaceae. The transcript has 4 exons.
AUGGUCAUCCACCUCGAAAAGAAACCUACGACCAGUAAAGCCGUUCCCCCUCUAACCGCUCGUCCCCUCGACCUCCUCUACGCCAUCUUUUUCGCUUUCCACAUCCCAGCAUCCAUCUUCCUAGACCUCCAAUACUUCUACCCAAAAUGGGCCAUACCACCCUUCAUGCGCUCCCUAAUUCCACUAUACGUCCAAAUGUCUAACGACCCCCUCGUGGGCGGACUAGCCGGUUUCUUCGGGGACAACUCACACCUGCUCUGGUUCAAGACGUUCCUCUAUCUCGAAGCUCUAUUCCAAGUACCCGUGUUCUUCAUUGGUCUUUACGGGCUGUACAAAGGCUCCAAGUCGAUCUACGUCCUCCUCAUAAUCUACGGCGCCUCAACAGCCACCACAACACUCCCAUGCAUCCUCUACUUCCUCCAGGUUCCCAGACUCGCUUCUGGUGUUCUGGCCACACCAGGCGUCGAAUCAUUAACAACAGAACAACUCAUCCUCUUGUUAUCAAGCUAUAUUCCAUUUUUCCUUAUACCCCUCCUAAUGGCAGUCGACAUGGCCUACCGCGUUUUGGGAUUGGUCAAAACUGGUGUAAAGGCGGAGAAGUGGGAGUAAACCCUAAUCUUUUAUUUAUAUACCCAAGUUAUCAGGGACCCUUCAACUAUGCUAUCGAUAUUUUACAAUUUUCUACACCG